AUGGGAAAAAAGAAUUCCAAACUAAAACAAGAUACCAUCGAUCGUCUAACGACAGCAACCUACUUUACAGAGAAAGAAAUUCGGCAAUGGCAUAAAGGAUUUUUGAAAGACUGUCCAAAUGGUCUUUUAACAGAGCAGGGUUUCAUUAAAAUAUAUAAACAGUUCUUCCCACAAGGCGACCCGAGUAAAUUUGCAUCACUUGUCUUCAGAGUUUUCGACGAAAAUAAUGACGGAUCAAUAGAGUUUGAAGAGUUCAUAAGGGCGCUAUCUAUAACAUCUAGAGGAAACCUUGAUGAAAAGCUACAUUGGGCAUUCCGACUCUAUGAUGUUGACAAUGAUGGUUUCAUAACCCGAGAGGAGAUGUACAACAUUGUCGAUGCAAUAUACCAAAUGGUGGGUCAGCAACCACAGACCGAGGACGAUAACACACCGCAGAAGCGAGUGGAUAAAAUCUUCGAUCAGAUGGAUAAAAAUCACGACGAUCGGCUUACACUGGAAGAGUUCCGCGAAGGCAGCAAGGCAGAUCCCAGGAUUGUACAAGCCUUGAGUUUAGGUGGUGAUUAA
Molecule: messenger RNA, 564 nt
Organism: Anopheles marshallii
Lineage: Eukaryota; Metazoa; Arthropoda; Insecta; Diptera; Culicidae
Product: frequenin-1
Exons: 6
Coding region: 1-564 (187 amino acids)
Molecular function (GO): calcium sensitive guanylate cyclase activator activity; calcium ion binding
Source: RefSeq, a predicted model, not a curated record